AUGGGAUUCGUGCUCAUCGCCGGUGCCCAGUUCCCAUGGAUCAACAACCAGACACAGUACUACGCCGCCGAUCCGGAAGGCGGCGGCGGGUUCUGCUUGCUGACGAGCGACUACGCGCUCCCGAUGCUCUGGCUCAGCGACGUCCCGCCGGGCGGGGUCACCACCACCGUGACCAUCGACGUCCCCGACGCGUACGCCCUCGUGUUCAGCAACUGCCAGGGCGGCGUGGAGGUCACCAUGGACGUGCGCACCGAGAUGUACAACGUGCGCCGCGACGCCUCCGGCGGCGGGAUGAUCAGGGACUACCUCCCCGUCGGGCUGCAGCCGCUGCCGGGCAUCUACGCGGGCGUGGCGGCGGUGUACCUGGCGUUCCUGGCCGGGUGGGUGUGGACGUGCGUCCGGCAGCACGCCGCGACGGAGCGGAUCCACGCCGUGAUGGGCGCGCUGCUGCUGUUCAAGGCGCUCAAGUCGGCGUGCGCGGCCGAGGACACGUGGUUCAUCGCACGGCUGGGACGUCGCGUUCUACGUCUUCGGCUUCUUCAAGGGCAUCAUGCUCUUCACCGUCAUCGUCCUCAUCGGCACCGGCUGGUCCUUCCUCAAACCGUACCUCCAGUGAUGGAGAACCUGUUGAUGGUGGUGAUCGGCGAGACGGGCCCGACGCGGCGGGGCUGGAUCGCGUGGACCCGGGUCUUCCUGCUCAUCGACGUCAUCUGCUGCUGCGCCGUCAUCUUCCCCAUCCUCUGGUCCAUCCGGGGCCUGCGCGAGGCCGCCAGGACCGACGGCAAGGCGGCGCGCAACCUCAAGAAGCUCACGCUCUUGAAGCGCUUCUACCUGGUCGUCGUCGGCUACCUCUACUUCACCCGGAUCAUCGUGUCAGAGUUCCUCGCGCUGCUCAACUACAGGUACCGGUGGGGAGUCGACGUCGCAGUCGAGGGCGCCAGCUUCGCCUUCUACGUGUUCGUCUUCUACAACUUCAAGCCGGUGGAGAAGAACCCGUACUUGUACAUCGGCGACGAGGAGGAGGAGGAGGAGGUCGACGGUGGGCACCUCGAGACGGACGAUAGGGCUUUCUGA
Miscanthus lutarioriparius is the source of this 1074-nucleotide messenger RNA. The record is from the annotation of a GenBank genome assembly. Lineage: Eukaryota; Viridiplantae; Streptophyta; Magnoliopsida; Poales; Poaceae.